Messenger RNA from Eremomyces bilateralis CBS 781.70, 375 nucleotides. RefSeq lists its product as uncharacterized. NCBI's taxonomy places the organism in Eukaryota, Fungi, Ascomycota, Dothideomycetes, Eremomycetales, Eremomycetaceae. The transcript has a single exon. The record is from RefSeq and is a predicted model, not a curated record. The annotation marks the transcript as partial.
AGCGCGGAGACCAAAAAAUUAUACUCCGCGGUCGCACAACUUUCAACCGAUAUGGUUCUCCUUCGGGCAGAGAAUCAGGGCCUACGGCAGGCUAUUGUCAACGAGAAAAAGAAGCGUACGCGGGCUAGACCGGUUUUUGACGACCUUCGUGCUGAAAACGAUGGUAUUAAGGCCCAAUUCUUUAGUCCCUCGAAGAUUCAGCGAGCUCGCGACCUCCAGAUACAAAAAGAGCAGGAGAAAUCCGAUCUACAAGCCCAAAAACAGGAGGAAAGGCUAGAAAGGACACGGCGAAAAGAAGAGAAAGAAAGAUUGCUAAUGGAAAGGAGGAUCCAACGCCUAGAGGCACGCACUUUGCGCGAGCAGGAAAAGGCACGU